AUGGAGCCCGAGGUGCGGGUGCUUCGCUUAGCCGGCGGCUUCGGCCGGGCCCGGUGCCUCCUGGCCGCCGCUUCGUGGCUACCGUGCGUGGCGCUGGCGUUGGCGCUGGGCUCGGAGCUCCUGCUCACCGCGCUGCCGGCGCACCACUGCGGCUCAGACCCCGCGCGCGCCCCGAGCACCUGCCUGCCGCUAAGCUACCCGGAGUCCGUGCCGCGCGCUGGCUCCUACGACUCUCGGCCCUGCUCACGCGGCUGGUACUACGCGCAGCCCGCCGCCGACCUGCUGCGCAGCCCGGUCACCCAGAGGAACCUCGUGUGUGAGGAUGACUGGAAGUUACCCCUGGAGCAGGUGGACCACCUCCUGGGCUGGUUGCUGGGCUGUGUCCUCCUGGGCCUGGGCUGUGACUGGUUUGGCCGCCGGGCUGUGUUUGUGGGCUCCCUGGUACUGGCCACGGGCCUGGGGGCCGGUGAGGCCCUGGUUGCCAGCUUUCCCACCCUGCUGAUUCUGCGGCUGCUUCGGGGCGGGGCCUUGGCAGGGGCCUCCCUUGCCCUCUACGUGGCUCGUGAGACUGAGCGCCCUGACAACGGGACUGCUGCUGCUCUUUUGGGGGUUUCCAGCUGUGUUCCCCGAGUCUCCCUGCUGGCUGCUGGCCACAGGACAGCCGGCCCGAGCCAGGAGGAUCUUGUGGCACUUUGCCAAAGCCAGCGGUGUGGACCCCGAGGACAGCAGGGAGGAGGAAAGCUCCCUGGCUAUGGAGCUGGAUGUGCUGUGCGCGGGAUGCCCCCAGCCCCGGCACCACUCGGUCCUGGAACUCCGGCAUACACACGUCACCUGGAAGAAUGCACUCAUCCUGGGCUUCAGCUCAUCAGUGGGGGCAUCAGAGCCAGCUUCCUGCACAGCCUGGUCCCAAGUGAUCCCAGCUUCUAUUGGCCUUACUUCCUGGUGGCUGGCCUGGAGGCAGCAGCCACCAUCUUCCUGCUCCUGACAGCGGAUCUCUGGGGGCGCCGCUCAGUCCUGCUACUGAGCACCUUGAUCCUGGGCCUGGCAUCCCUGCUGCUCCUUGCAGGGGCCCAGUACCUGCCCAGCUGGACCGUGCUGUUCCUCUCUGUCCUGGGGCUCUUGGCCUCCCAGGCCGUGUCUGCCCUCAGCAGUCUCUUUUCAGCUGAGGUCUUCCCCACAGUGAUCAGGGGGGCCGGGCUGGGCCUGGUGCUGGGAGCUGGGUUCCUGGGCCAGUCAGCCGCCCCGCUCACCAAAAUGCACGGCCGGCAUGGCUUCUUCCUGCAACACGUGGUCUUCACAUCUUUCGCUCUCCUUGCCCUUCUGUGCAUCCUGCUGCUGCCAGAGAGCCGCGGCCGCGCGCUGCCCCACUCACUGCAGGACGCUGACCGCCUGCGCCGCUCCCCGCUCCUUCGGGGCUGCCCACACCAAGACCUCCUGCCCCUGCUGCCAGCCUCCCUCCCUGGGGCAGGGACACAGCUGGUCCAGGAGGGGUGA
Molecule: messenger RNA, 1494 nt
Organism: Dama dama (fallow deer)
Lineage: Eukaryota; Metazoa; Chordata; Mammalia; Artiodactyla; Cervidae
Gene: SLC22A31
Product: solute carrier family 22 member 31
Exons: 9
Coding region: 1-1494 (497 amino acids)
Biological process (GO): transmembrane transport
Molecular function (GO): transmembrane transporter activity
Source: RefSeq, a predicted model, not a curated record